Molecule: messenger RNA, 485 nt
Organism: Cooperia oncophora
Lineage: Eukaryota; Metazoa; Nematoda; Chromadorea; Rhabditida; Trichostrongylidae
Source: the annotation of a GenBank genome assembly
CUAUCUAUCUCUCCUUAUCUAUCAUCUACCUUUGAUUACUCUCUCUCUCAUUUACCUUGUUUUCCAGAAGGAUUAAUCAACGAACUUUCAGUCGCAACGUUGAGGAACUUCGACGAAUUGGGCGAUAAGACGAAAGACAUUGCUGUACUCAGAGAGUUUGUGAACUCCCAUUUCAAUCCUCCCGGAUCUGAGCUCGUGGAGUGGUUCCCUCGAGAUUGGGUUGACUUCCCUUCGACUUUUUUAAACAUACACGAUUACCACCAUCGACGGUGGGCGCUCCAUUUACACCGAAUUUGGAGAGAUCUUUGCAGACGGGUUCGCGAUGACGUACGUAGACAUCAGGAUCACUAUUCUCUUUUAUAUGUACCUCAUCCUUUCAUUAUACCUGGUGGACGGUUCAGAGAAUUCUAUUACUGGGAUUCGUUUUGGAUAUUGAAAGGCCUUAUUUUCUCAGAAAUGUACGAAACAGCGAGAGGAAUCAUUAA